Messenger RNA from Candidula unifasciata, 653 nucleotides. The record is from the annotation of a GenBank genome assembly. NCBI's taxonomy places the organism in Eukaryota, Metazoa, Mollusca, Gastropoda, Stylommatophora, Geomitridae.
GUGACUUUUUGAAUGACCCAGCUUCAUGUAGAACCAGCCAUCACACACCUGAUCACUUUUUCGACCACACGCACAACACUGCUCACACGCUACCACCCGGCUCCUACCAGGCUGGCCACAACAUCAAGUCAGAAAUCCCCUGGACUGGGUCUGAUUACAAUGGUAAGUUCUACAUUAGUGCGAGUUGUAGGUUAAGUGCCAUGGGAGUCGGGAGUUUCAACAAUUUGAGAACCGUUUCACCGGAUGAUUCUCCCUCCAGUGAACCGGGGAAGCCAAUGAUACAGGCUGCCGUGCUAGCAGGCUAUUCAGGUAGUGGCCCAAUUCAGCUAUGGCAGUUCCUAUUGGAGCAGCUGACAGACAAGACCUGCCAACACUUCAUAAGCUGGACGGGAGACGGCUGGGAAUUCAAACUUUCUGACCCUGAUGAAGUGGCCAGGAGAUGGGGUGUCCGGAAAAACAAACCAAAGAUGAAUUAUGAAAAACUUAGCCGUGGUCUGAGAUACUACUACGAUAAGAAUAUCAUCCACAAAACAGCAGGCAAGAGGUAUGUGUAUCGCUUUGUCUGUGACCUUCAGAAUCUCCUAGGAUACACCCCAGAAGAGCUGUUCGAAGCCUGUGAUAUCAAACCACAGAAAGAUAAAGACGAUGAGUGA